This is a messenger RNA of Ziziphus jujuba (common jujube), 1665 nucleotides long. RefSeq names its product methyl-CpG-binding domain protein 4-like protein. Gene Ontology annotation, molecular function: DNA binding; catalytic activity. Gene Ontology annotation, cellular component: nucleus. Gene Ontology annotation, biological process: DNA repair. Lineage: Eukaryota; Viridiplantae; Streptophyta; Magnoliopsida; Rosales; Rhamnaceae. The coding region runs from base 151 to 1356 and encodes 401 amino acids. The transcript is spliced from 4 exons. The record is from RefSeq and is a predicted model, not a curated record.
UUUUAGUUUUUUUUUCCCCAAAAAGAAUGCUUUUUAUUUUGGGUAGAGAACGAAAGAAAAUAAGUGAAAAACUGACCAGUAAUGGCAAUACCGGAGAAGGAGAAAGGGUGCCUCUGAGAGGUAAAUUGGUCGAAAACAAAAUCUUUUCUGAUGUCAAAAGAGCUAAUAACCGAGAAGAAGAGGAAGAAGAAGGACAAAGGUUUGGUGGUUUCUCCGUAUUUCAGCAAAGGCAAUGAGAGGGAGAAGAAAAAGAAGAAUCCAAUACCAAAACUACCCUUAUCCACUUGCAGUAAUAGGGUUGUAGUAUCUCCUUAUUUUCACAAAGUCGAAGCGCCAAUUGGUUCAGAUACUGUAAUAGUAGUAGCCAAGAAGAAGAAGAAGAAUUUUGUUAGUGGGGAAGACAAGGAUUCCACUGGCAAGACUAAUAAGCGGAAGAAACGCAGUGUUUCGACGAAGAAGGAAACAGAAAAGAAGAAGAAGAAGAAGAGGAGGCCAAACGAUGUCGUUGUGGGGUUGGAAGAAAAGGAACCCAAAAUUCCCCAAGCGAAGAGCUGCAUGAGCGAUGGAAUAUUUUUGAAGAAUAAGAUUAAGGAUAUUCUUUCACGGUACAGGUACAAGCGGCCAAACCACUCUGUUCUGACGAAGAAAGAAGAAGAAGAAGAAGAAGAAGAAGAAGAAGAAGAAGAAGAAGAAGAGAAGCAGCGUCGAAAUCAGGAUGAAAAGGCGAAGAAAGGAAAAACCCAUUCCAAAAAGUCGGAGAGAAUUGUCUCCCCCUACUUCCAAAAAGAGGGCAAAGAUGUGAAGAAAAGAAAACCAAGAAAAACUCCAGAAAAAGCUACCUACUUGUCUGCUUCCGAGAAGAGAAAUGAGGCUUACCGGAGGAAAACCCAAGACAACACAUGGAAGCCUCCUCGAUCUAAAGAUGAUCCUCUCAUCCAAGAGGACCAUGCGCAUGAUCCAUGGAGGGUGUUGGUUAUUUGUAUGCUCCUCAAUAAGACAAAUGGCUUGCAGCGCUCAAUCUUCCAAGAUGUGCUCUUACAGACAAGAAAGGUUAUAUCAGAUCUCUUCACUUUGUGUCCCAAUGCAAAAGCUGCUACUGAAGUUGCAACAGAAGAGAUAGAAAAGAUUAUAGAAUCACUUGGUCUACAAAACAAGAGGGCAGUGGCGAUAAAACGCUUGUCUCAGGAGUAUUUGGAGGAAAGUUGGACCUAUGUGACUCAGUUGCAUGGUGUGGGCAAGUAUGGAGCUGAUGCAUACGCAAUAUUUUGUACAGGAAAGUGGGACCAGGUAAAACCUAACGAUCACAAGCUGAAUGAAUACUGGGAAUAUCUCAGGGGAAUUAGUAAUACACUGUGAAAAGCAAUUUUGUCUAAGAACACGGACGUAUGUAAUUGAGAACUAGUUUCCAUGCUUUUGGGGAUCAAUGUUUUCAAUUAUAUGAAUUUUGGAACAUUUUGUAUAUGGGAAACAGCAGUUGUAUGCUGUUCAAUUUUGUAAAUGAACAUGGCUGGAAUCUUGCUAGAAACAAGGUAGAAAUUUGUAAUUUAGGGUAUGAUAUUUGGGAGUAAUUCGGUAUGUAUUGUAUGCGCUCAUGCAGUACUCUUAGCUAAUUACAGCUCUCUACUGCAAAAUAAUAAUAAUUUCGCAAUUCAUCUUGAGAUAAAA